AUUGAUGGUAGAAUAGUAACGAGUCCAUUUCUAAGGUUUGUUAGGAGCUACUGGUUCUCUCAUAUCUACACUAGCAGUGUAACCAUUAGAGGUUAUUAAAAUGGUCAUGAUUGUUAAAUCUAAUGCCAGUAACUACAGAUUAACAAGUGCUUAUGGAUCAGUUGAAUACAUACUUAUCAAUGAAGGACUGAAUGGAUUUUAUCGUGGCUUGCGUAGAUUUUUCUACCAUUACAUAAGGCCCUGCAUUAGUUAGAAAUAUGAGCGCUGGCUUCCUAUAUUUUCAAAUGCUUUCCUAUGUUACUAGUGAAAAUCGAAAUGUUUCUUAAGACUUUCUUGCAUCAUUUUUUGCCAGAGGGUAUUACAUAUAUAUAAUAACGAAGGGUUUCUAAUUUUAUUACAAAUCCAAUACUAUUAAUAGAAACCCGUGCUGAAGUACCUGGGUAUUAAUACACUUCUUUAUGGAAGACUGCAAAUACUAUUGCUAAAUAAGAAGGGUUAAUGAGCUUUUUUAAAGGGGGUUUAACAUGUUCAAUUAAAGACAGUCUAUUUGCAGGAGUAUCAAUUAAACAUUAAUAUUUAGAUCUAUUAUGUUGUAUAUAGAAAAAUGCAUGAGAUAUUUUUACCUGCUGAGUCUGGUUUUUCACCUUCAAUUACUUUUCUAUCUGGUAUGGUUGCAGGCCUUGUUGGUACUUGUGCAAGUCAUCCAUUUGAAAUCUUAAGAGCCAGAUUAUAAACCAAUUAUUAUCAUGAUUAAAUGACGAUUAUGUAGAGAUUUAAAAGCACAUAUCAAAAUGAAGGAUUAUAUGGGUUUUUAUAUUAUUUCUAUUUUUAGAUUUACUAAGGGUCUUACUCCCAGAUUGAUUAGAAAACCUUUAGCUAAUUCAAUUUCAUUUCUUCUUGUAGAACAUUUAAAUCACAUUCUCUAUGGUACUUAAUUUCACUUUUGAUUGUUAAUUUUAAUGUAGUCAC
Paramecium sonneborni is the source of this 969-nucleotide messenger RNA. The record is from the annotation of a GenBank genome assembly. Lineage: Eukaryota; Ciliophora; Oligohymenophorea; Peniculida; Parameciidae.